AUCCUUCAAGAUUCGUGCUGGUUAUGCAGGCCAUCUGGUGUGAACCCAUUUUGUCCCCCUAUAGAAAGGCACCGCAUCUGGUGCAAACCAUGGUUGGCAACCUUGGAAACUCUUAAUCAACACGACAGGCUCAUCCGAUGGCUAGGAACAAAGGUGAAUUACUUUUACACUUAACCGCCCGCACUCAUCCGAUGCUAACCUCAUUUUUUACAAAUCCCCCCUCGUCACUUCGUGUGGCCGCCGCCCUCCGCCUCGCCGCUCCCUGCGUGCCUGGCCGCGAACGCGUCCCCGCCCAGCCAGCUCGACGCCGUCGCUGGCCCGCCGAGCUGCGCCUCCCGCCGUCGCCGCUCGCCGCCGCGUCCUCGUGCCCUCCCAGCCGGCUCGACGCCGUCACCGGCCCGCCGAGCUGCGCCUCUCGCCGUCGCCGCUCGCCGCCGCGGCCGCGCCCCCCCUGUGCGCCUCCACGACUCCAUCCAGCCAUGCGCCGCCAGCCGCUACAGGUCAGCGGCAACAGCAGGUUCGGACCGACGCCUCUGUUCUUGUUCUUGGAGGUUCGGACCGGCGGCAAGACCCUGUGCUCUUCCAGCGCUAACGAGCAGUGGACGGAUGUGCAGCUUCUGAUCCACACCCGUGCAGGGGCAGCGCUGGAACACAGGCACUACACAUUCCCUGGCCUGCCAUUCAAGAUUUCGUGGUCGAGGCGCCGUCGGCGCACGUCUCCUCCAACCGACGGAGCCCAUGGUCUCGGUGUCUCCUCCGGUAGAAGCGGAGUCCGCUGCAAUGGAUGUGAAGGGGGAGCGGUUGUUCAAAGGGCGGUCGCGGAGGUUGUGGUGGUCGCCGACGAGGUUUCAACGGAGACCUUCGCGGGGGAUGUUGAUGCAGCGCGAGGCCGUUCUCGCGGCGGGUGGCGAGGUGGCUAAUCCGAUCCUUGCCUGUCUGUUCCAGGAAUGAAGCUAGUGACAUCUGAACCACCAAGCAAGGGAGGCACACCGAUCCACACAGUGAGUCAGUAUAAUGUCAUAUCUCAGAACUGAUUAUUGUUUCACAUAUGUUUUAGAAACUAUUUUUAGGGGGGAAUGAAAUGCUUGAUAUGUGUAAAACAUUUUGCUGGUUUGUUUGUCCAGAUCUAUAAGUGCGUCAACAUAUACCCAAAUCCCAUUAUGAAACAUUUGCAUGGCAUGUACAUCAACAGCUCAAUGUCUCUUUGCUGGCUUUUUCGUGGCCAGGAUCAAUCAGAUUUGUGGUAAAAAAUGAGUGGUAGUUUUCAUUGAUAUAAUAUAACUAACGCUAAACUGUUGUGUCAAUUCUUAAUUGAAGUACUAUGUUAUUGAACACUGCGCUACUUAUACUGAAAUGCCAUGUUCAAUUUUUGCUCUGUUUGAUUCGGCAUUGUUUCAGGUUCUGGUAAAAAAAUCACCAAUAAUUUUGUGAUGUGCUCAGCUAGCUACACAGCCGAUGAUCUGGUGCCUUCAGUCUUUGACCCUGUUUGGUAGUAAUAUGUAUUCUAUGUACUUUUUUUAAUGAUGUAUUCAUUUGUGUAAUUUAAAUCACAAGUUCUCAUGCAAAAAUUCUAUUGCUUAGCCUCAGGAGGACACCAUGCUUGAUAGUGUUAGAUUGUUAUAAUAUAUAGCGCUUCCAAUAUUUGUAAGACAGCUUAUUUUUUAGGAUUCUAAGAUACUUUAAUUUUGUGUA
This is a messenger RNA of Oryza sativa Japonica Group (Japanese rice), 1692 nucleotides long. The record is from RefSeq and is a predicted model, not a curated record. Lineage: Eukaryota; Viridiplantae; Streptophyta; Magnoliopsida; Poales; Poaceae.